GCGGUGUCAAUGUUUUUUCAGUAAUACGUAGGAUAACAUAAAACGUGUUGAGUUGUCCCGUAUUUUUAUUUCCUGCUGCAUAGAAUAGAUCUAUUGAUUAUGAAUUACGGAGUUAUUUUGAUUGUCUUGACUUUAGUGUCCACAAAUUUAGUACAUGGUCAGAGUUACCGACCCAAUGGUUACGCUGGGAGUAACUACGCCGGGGGCAGACCCAGUGGGCGCUACACUCAGGGCGGCAGGUGCCCGGCCCAGGCCUGCACCCUCCAACUGAUCCCCCCGGAGUGUCGCCAGAGGCAGUUCUUUGCUUAUAACGGCAGGAUGUGUCCCGGAUGUGACGUCGAUAUCUGUACCGGAGUCAACACCGGAGUGGGCGCCCAAUUCAACAACUUUCCCUCAAACUCUCUACCGCUCGGAUUCUAAAUCACUGCCUGCUUUGCAUUGCUAUGACUAAACCACAGAAUUCGUCAAUUUCGAAUCGUAAUUGUAAAUUUUUCGAUUUCAAAAAAAUACGUCUGAGUAUUUAAUUUCUUGAUUUUCGUGUAUAUGUAGUUCACGACAAUAUCUUUUCGCGGAAAUGAAUAAACAGUUGACGAUC
Molecule: messenger RNA, 595 nt
Organism: Magallana angulata
Lineage: Eukaryota; Metazoa; Mollusca; Bivalvia; Ostreida; Ostreidae
Exons: 2
Coding region: 100-420 (106 amino acids)
Source: RefSeq, a predicted model, not a curated record